Molecule: messenger RNA, 1234 nt
Organism: Spinacia oleracea (spinach)
Lineage: Eukaryota; Viridiplantae; Streptophyta; Magnoliopsida; Caryophyllales; Amaranthaceae
Exons: 2
Coding region: 248-910 (220 amino acids)
Source: RefSeq, a predicted model, not a curated record
UUUCAGAGAAUCUAGUCUUUUUUCUAAAACUUAAUACAUGACAUAAAGCAAAGGACAACAAUACAGAUUUUAGAGAAUCUUUACAGUGUAGCUGGAGCAGAAAAUCUGGGGAGGAAUCUCAACAUAUAAUUGUUAUAAAUGUUCUUAAAUUACCAUAGCAUAAGCACUGCCUGAGAGUUUUACCAGAGCUUCCCUGUGAAUUUUCUACCUUUGAUUUCUCAGAAAUUCUUGCCAACAAGGGACACCAAUGGCUUCUAAGCUUGCCAAAGAAGAAGAAGGCAGCUCCAAAACUAAAAAAAGGGUCGACGAUUGGAAAUUUCCUAAGAUCCCCGUCAAUCAAGUCUACAAGAAAAAAAUGUUUAGGAUUUUCACAAGCUAUGCUGUUAGAGAAGUUGAAAAUACAGUCACACUGAGAGAGCAUGAGCAGAAUGUAACAAUUCACUUACUUUCUGAGCGAUUCCUAAAAGGGUUCAUCAAGAAGAAGCAUAGGUAUAUGCACUUAGGUCUUGUCCAAAUUGCUAUCAAGCCAUUACAGAGAGAUGGCUUAAAAGCUCCAAUAGUAAUAUGCCUAAGAGAUUCUAGGCAACGUGAGUUCCAUAAUUCCUUGUUAAGUCUUGUGGAAACAGAUCUAUCUCAGGGUCCUUUCUAUUUUAACUGCUUCCCUAGUUUUUCCUUUUCUUUGACAGACACUUACUUUUCCAAUGUCCUUAUCCUAAAAGUGGCGACUGGAAGGAUCCCUUUGGCAUUGACAUACAGGUGGGUGUGUAAGGUGAUGCCGGAUUUGUGCUCAGGGGCACUGAAGGAGCCAGUUUUGGGUGAGACCGGUUAUUUUCAUCCGACUACCGGGACACAAGGCACUAGUAAAUGGGAUGAGGUGCAAGUCCCGGAAUGUUGGACUCGUAAAGCAUAGCCAGUUUGCCGGUCCUUGCACACUUAAGAUGAUUUUGAUUUGGUUCAAAUAGCUAGUGUUUGUUGUCUAUUACAGCAUCUUUGUUGAUUAGUUAAGAAUGAUUUAACCAAACUAUGUACUGUAAGUUUGUAACUCUGUUAGUGUAAGGCAAGAUGUAUGUUCUUUAAUCAUUAUGGUUUAUGCAUCCUCAAUGAAGAUGUAGUUUGGUAGCACCAUCCCCCUUUAAUGUGUACUAUAAGGAUUGUAAAGGAUGCAUUUUAAUGUUGUUGAGCAUGUGUCACUAAGAAUUUGUGUCAAAUUGAUUAUAUGUUCAGUACAAGAAAA